CGAGAAUUUGGGUAGCAUCCAUUGUACGUAUCUGCCUAGGUAAAUUCCAACCUUACACCAAUCUCACUUACCUCCUUCCUAGUAUUGGCUUCCACCUAGUAGGUCAAGUGCUCUGUUUUGCUUACCUAUAUCAAAUAUUCUGAGAAAAAUUAAAAAAAUAAAAAAAAUUAAAAAAAAUUGCAAAGCCUAUUUGCGUCCAUCGAAUCGUCGUUCAUUUCGCUGCCAAAAAUGGCUCCUCGUCAUCCGCUUCAGAGGAUUGCCUCUCCGUCUAGACAAAUUUCUAUACUACUUCAUUUAGGGGGAAUCUUGUCCUUCAUAGCCUCUUUCAGGUUUCUUUUCGGAUGGGAAACUCCAAUGUCGGCGGCAUUUGGCGGGCACUUCCAGUUUCUUACGAUCAUCGGCCUGACCCUUGCGCUAUGCACAUACGUUGUCGGUUUCCUGGCUGAUGUCACCCUGUCCUCGCGGCUAUUUAAGCUCAAGAAUGUACUCUCCGUAUGUUCGACGCCGUUGGAGGUACUAAUUAGCAUCCUGUACUGGGGGCUCUGUGCAAUCGACAAGAGUCUUGUUUUUCCACCCGAGUUUCAGCUCGACUUCCUUCCAGAUUUCGGUUUCCACGCGGCGCCCGCCCUGUUUCUGACGAUAGAUCUGCUGCUCCUGAGCCCGCCGUGGACCAUACGUGGCUAUUCGGCGUUAGCUCUAAGCGAAUGCUUAGCGUUCCUAUAUUGGUUUUGGGUCGAGUAUUGCUUUUAUCACAACGGCUGGUAUCCUUAUCCCAUCUUUGACAUCCUGAGCACAUGGCAGCGCGCAAUUCUCUUUACGUUUUCUGCAUCCCUAAUGACCGGAAGCACGAUACUGUUGAAGUGGACGUAUGGGAGAAUCAAUGGAAUCGAGAAAUUUGAGAAAGAAGCAGUGGCCAUUCCUUCGGGAAUUCGAGCCAAAAAUGAAUAAUCUAUCUUCAUACACAGUGGAUUAAUAUCAAUGUUCCGCUUGAUAUUCAAAUUAUGUACAUAGAUCGCAAGGUUUAAUAAUUACCUACAUAUCGGUCCCGGUAUACCGGACCGGCCGAGGCUUGAAAGAGGAUUAAGAUAAUGAAUCAGACGUAUUGGAAUAGGUUUGACAAAGUUUCUUUGAUUAUGCACAAUAAAGUUGGAACAAGGGAUCGGCUUGACAUAACUAUCGUAUGUUUAUCAGUGACUCGAUCCUAUCAACUUGCAUGUGUUUCUCUGUAUUGCAGAAGGCGCGAGAUGUCAAAUCGAGUACCUUGCAUUGGAUCAAACUACAUGUAGUUACUAGGGUAUGUAAAUCCUACCGAGUCAUUGAUUACGGUGUGACCCCGCCAUCGGAGUGGGUACCCCUCGGAGUUUCGCUAAGGAUUCAUCAAUCCAUUGAAUUUCACUAUAAUUGACCCACCCCCACUAUGACUCUUGAAUGGGCUAACAUUUUUCUAGAAUCGAAAAGGUAGAUCCGUUUUUUUUU
Molecule: messenger RNA, 1476 nt
Organism: Annulohypoxylon truncatum
Lineage: Eukaryota; Fungi; Ascomycota; Sordariomycetes; Xylariales; Hypoxylaceae
Product: FAR-17a/AIG1-like protein
Exons: 2
Coding region: 229-948 (239 amino acids)
Cellular component (GO): endomembrane system; membrane
Source: RefSeq, a predicted model, not a curated record